Molecule: messenger RNA, 1157 nt
Organism: Triticum aestivum (bread wheat)
Lineage: Eukaryota; Viridiplantae; Streptophyta; Magnoliopsida; Poales; Poaceae
Product: zinc finger protein 628
Exons: 2
Coding region: 224-904 (226 amino acids)
Source: RefSeq, a predicted model, not a curated record
ACCACCCGUCGCAGCCGUAGUUUGCCCCCGUAACAAAGCGCGACGCAGACUCCACCUCCCUCGCUUUCUCUAUCUCCCCCUCGCCUCCCACCCUUCCCGUAUCUUGCUUGUCUCCUCCGCCGCCUCGCCGGCGACCCGGCAGGGCCUCCCCUCAGAGCCGACCGUGCCCGCGCGUGUCCCUACGCCGGACCGCGCGGACGACGGCCGACCGCGCGCCACGACCAUGGCGGCCACCGCGGAUCCGAGGGCGAAGACGCCGGCCACGCAGCCGCACCGCCUGAAGCCGUGGGCGCCACCACCACCGCCUCGGGGCCACUGCGUGCCUUCCCUGUCAUCUGUCUCCGGGGGGUCUGGAGCCAUCUGCGAUCGGCGCCGCUCCUCGACGUCCCACCGACGCGGUGGUGCCGACGCCGUAGACGAGGGACCUUACGACGGCGGGCUGGAGGAUCUCCGGGCUAAGCUCAUGGGCCACGUCCAUGAAGCCGCCGACCGCCUUCGGCUGCCCCCGGCGACGCCCCAGCGGUCGCCGGAGACCAAGCCUCCGGCAGCGCCGCUUCCUCCGCCACCGCAGGACGCCGCCGCGGUUGUGGCCGCCAGCAUGCCGUGGACGCUGAGGGAGCGAAAGCGUCGUCCAUCAGCCCGCGGCAGCACGGGCGCCGCAUCGUCCGGGACGCCGUGGUCGACGACCCCGGCGGCCACGGCGCGGCACGACGGCAUGCGCGGUCCGUUCGCUGUGGCGCUGGAUGCGGAGGAGAUCGAGGAGGACGUGUACGCCCUCACCGGCGCCCGGCCGCGGCGGCGGCCCCGGAAGCGGGCGCGGGUCGUGCAGCGGCAGCUCGAUCUAACAGAAACACUACUACUACCAAUUGUCUGGUGCAGUCGCUGUUCCCGGGGCUAUGGCUGACCGAGAUCACCGCCGACGCCUACCGGGUCCCCGAUGACCAGUAAGCAAGCAACCCGGUACCAUAUCCGGCCAGCUCUACCAUUCUCUUCUGCCCACGCUUUGUGUUGAGCCGAGAUCACCACCACCAACAACAAAAUGUAUGGAGUAGUAAACUAGGUUUAGCUGAGUUGCCAGGUACUGUACUUGCGAUGUCGCGUCUUUUAACAUUGAUUUUCUGCUUUCAAAUCUAAGCAGCGCUGCUUUACUCUCUCUC